AUGGUGAGUCGACUCAUCUACGACAAGGGAAUCCGAUACAAGACCUCACAGAGGAAGAUGUAUGUGAAGAAGGAGCCCUUGGACAUAAGUGUGCUGCUGGAUCAUCGCUCUACGGCACUCAAACGACACCGGGAAGAUGAGGACCAGAGAUCUGAGGAGGAGGAACCACCAUUAAGAGAACUUGAAGAAUCUGACUUUGAGGAAUCAAACUUCGAGGAAUCAGAGUCUGAAGAAUCAGACGUCGAUGAAGCAGAGUCUGAUGAAUCAGACUUCGAGGAAUCAGACUUCGAGGAAUCAGACUUCGAGGAAUCAGAGUCUGAAGAAUCAGACAUCGAUGAAGCACAGUCUGAUGAAUCAGACGUUGAGGAAUCAGACUUCCAGGAAUCAGAGUCUGAAGAAUCAGACGUUGAGGAAUCGGACUAUGAGGAAUCAUACGUUGAGGAAUCAGACUUCGAUGAAUCAGAGUUUGACGAACCAGAGUCUGAAGAAUCAAAUUUUGAGGAAUCAGACUUCGAGGAAUCAGAAUUUGACGAACCUGAGUCUGAAGAAUCAAAUUUUGAGGAAUCAGACUUUCGAGGAACCAGAUUUUGUGGAAUCAGACGUUGA
Messenger RNA from Macrobrachium nipponense, 606 nucleotides. Its product is annotated as variable charge X-linked protein 3B-like. The transcript is spliced from 2 exons. The record is from RefSeq and is a predicted model, not a curated record. NCBI's taxonomy places the organism in Eukaryota, Metazoa, Arthropoda, Malacostraca, Decapoda, Palaemonidae. Bases 1 to 606 code for a protein of 201 amino acids.